This is a messenger RNA of Candidula unifasciata, 1722 nucleotides long. The record is from the annotation of a GenBank genome assembly. NCBI's taxonomy places the organism in Eukaryota, Metazoa, Mollusca, Gastropoda, Stylommatophora, Geomitridae.
AUGGGAGCAAAUAUAGCAAUACCUGAACGUAAGAACUUGGACACUAUUCCCAAACUCGUCAAACAUUGGUCCGUGUCACUGCCAGACCAAGAACUGUUUGUUUUUUACAAUGGCGACCGGCGAGAAUCGUACACGUGCAGGCAAGUGUUCCAGCUAGCAGGCAAGUUCUCCAGCCGCUUGAGGCACCAGUACGGCUUUAAGAAAGGGGACAUCAUUGCCAACACGCUGCCCAAUUCUCCAGAGAGAGUCUUCACCGACCUGGGCAUCAUCCUGGCAGGAUGUGUUACCCUGAAUGCUGCGACGAUGUUUGCGGACGGGUCAGAUUUCUUGACCUCUGCAAACAACAGUGGUCUCCUGGCAGCCAUUGUAUGUCCAGAAGGAAACGGGCCAGCAUGGAGAAUUCUGAAAAAUUACAUCCGCGGAGACGCCACGUCAUCCACAGCUGUGUUUGCAUGUGACAAGGCUCCUUUAAUGGAAACAGCCAUCCUGGUGUCCAGACAACCUACAGGGUCCAGAGGGCACUUCCUUCAUGAGUUACAGGACAGCACAGAGCCGAUCUUUGUGGAGCAGGGCGUCCAGCCGGACGACAUCCUGAUAGUCCUAACAACUUCCGGCAGCACUGGCUACUGUAAACUUGUAGCAAAAACUCACAGAGAUCUCAUCGACCAGUGGCUGGACGCGUGUAAUUAUGUCACGGAACACUCCCGCCAACAGUGGACCACUAAUGUCAUCUACAACGACAGACUAAUUGGUUGGUUGGGAGGCUUUCCUUUUGGCACCUAUAUCAAUGCGGAUACUCGAGUGUUGCUGGACGUGUUCGAUACUCAAGGAUUGAAGGUUGGUGCCGAUUUAUGGAAAAUCAUCUGUGCGGAAAAAGUCGAUUACGCCAUUAUCUUGCCGCUGGACCUCGACUACCUGAUGAAUCACACCAGCUUUGCGGUCGCGGCCGAUUAUAAAAUGAAAAUGAUUUGCUGCGGCGGUCAGCCGAUUAGAAAGGACCAGUUUCUCAGUUACUAUGCUGUAGCCCGAGAAGUCAGUGUGGUGUAUGCAACAACCGAGGCGGGGCUUCUCUCAUAUGACAUUCUUCAAGUGUCGGGGAUCUCGUCCAUUGUUGCAGAGAACAAGGUGAAGGACUACUUCUGUGGACAGGUGGCGCCAGGAGUCGAAGUGAGAAUCGUGGAUGCCGACAACAAAGAGUGUCAAACAGGACAAGUAGGGACUAUACAUGUCAAAGGCAGGGCGGUGUUCAGGGGAUACGUGAACCGUGUAGAGAACCCGGACCCCAAGACUCUGUUGGCCUUCACCAAGGAUGGCUGGCUGAACACGGAUGACAGCGGUUACUUUGAUGAAGCCAGAAACUUGUAUGUCCUGGGCAGGUUGAAAGACGUCAUUACCUUCGGAGCCGCGUUCGUGUACCCGGGUUGGCUGGAGCCUAAGAUUACCCAGCACCCAGCGAUCAGCGAGGCCUGCAUCGUUCCUGUGUCUGAUCCCGUUCUGUAUCAUAACAUCUGCGCCAUCGUGAAGCCGGUUGACGGCAGCGACCUCAGCUUGCAGGAGCUAGAGACGAUUUGUCGAGACAUCUUCUUGACGGACAAGGACAUGGAGGGCACACCUGUACCCAAGUUUUAUCUGAUCCUGCAGGACUUUCCACAAACAGCGACUGGGAAAGUUGACAGAAAGAUCCUACAGAAAAUGGCAGAGGAAAAGUUUGGAGUUCACUGA